GGACCCAGGAUCAUGGCUGCUGCUCACGAUUUGGAGUUGGAGAACCUGAAUAUGGAGAGAGGAAGGAGAGAAGAGCUGGAGGAUGAGAAACUGAGAGAGGAUAGGGCAGGUAAUGAUCCCCCCAAGAGCAGGAAGGUGCACAGAAUCGUCUCCAAGUGGAUGCUUCCUGAGCAGGUCCGAAGAACAUACCUGGAGAGAGCAAACUGCCUCCCACCCCCGCUGUUCAUCAUCUCCAUCAGCCUGGCCGAGCUGGCAGUGUUUAUUUACUAUGCUGUGUGGAAGCCUCAGAAACAGUGGAUCACCUUGGACACGGGCAUCUUGGAGAGUCCCUUCACCUACCGUCCUGAGAAGAGGGAGGAGGCCUGGAGGUUCAUCUCAUACAUGCUUGUCCAUGCUGGAGUUCAGCACAUCGUGGGGAACCUUUUUAUGCAGCUCGUUUUGGGUAUCCCCUUGGAAAUGGUCCACAAAGGCCUCCGAGUGGGGCUGGUAUACCUGGCAGGAGUACUUGCAGGUUCCCUUGCCAGCUCCAUUUUUGACCCCCUCAAAUCUCUUGUGGGUGCUUCAGGAGGAGUCUAUGCCCUGAUGGGAGGCUAUUUCAUGAAUGUGCUAGUGAAUUUUCGAGAAAUGAUUCCUGCCUUUGGGAUUGUCAGACUCCUGAUCAUCAUCCUGAUAA
Molecule: messenger RNA, 673 nt
Organism: Castor canadensis (American beaver)
Lineage: Eukaryota; Metazoa; Chordata; Mammalia; Rodentia; Castoridae
Source: RefSeq, a predicted model, not a curated record